UCAAAUUAUAAUCCUUCUAGUUAACUUAAACAAUGGAUAUAGACUACAGAAUCAUAAACUUGUACAAAACAAAACAAUACACCGAAUGUCUAUCCCUAUGCGCGACAGCGUUGCAAGGGAAAGACGACCGUAUGCUAGAGUUCAUACAGAUGCGAGCGAUGACGAUACAAGCCAAGAUAGCUGGGAACGGGUAUGAGGAGGUGGAUUAUGUACCUCAGCAGGAUGAGCUAACGAGUACGGCUGUGGCGAAGACACCGCGGCCGGGCACGUCAUUUCAGAGGAGUGCUAGGACUGCUCAGAACAUUAGAACUGCUACAGCAACUCUGAAGACCCGAGCGGGCACCAGCACGGCCCGCGCUCGUACCGCCCGCAGCGCCCUCAACACAGCCUCGCGAGCCUCCAGGGCCGCCACAGCCCUCGCUGGGGCACCUUUUAGCUUCACCCCGACCGUCCCACUGUCGCUGCGAUUCGUAGAUAAGGAAAACAAGCUGUUUACACCCUCCGCAAAGACACUCUUUGAAUAUGUUUACUAUUGUGAAGGAGAUGUUCGGAAGGCAAUAGAAAUAGCAUUCCAAGCUCAAAAGGCCGACGACACCACAGACUGGUGGUGGAAUUUCUCCCUCGCCCGCUGCUACUCCACUUUAGGCAUGUUCCGAAAAACGGAAGAUUGUUUGAGGCAGGCACUGAAACUGAACAAGCACGUGUCGAUAUAUCUGCGGUUGAUCGCGAUGUAUGUAGGGCUGAACCAGCCGUUGUCGGCGUUGGAAGUCUGCAAGCAGGGCUUAUCCGUGUUCCACUCGUACCCGCCGCUGCUGCUGGAACAGGCCAGGAUCCACGAUCAAAUGGGAAACUCCACGCUGGCCGUGCAGGAGUACCGCGUGGUGGCGCUCGAGGAUCCGACUAAUAUGGAGGCGGUGGCCAGCAUCGCCAUGUUCAACUUCUAUAAUGAUCAGCCGGAGAUUGCUCUACGGUACUACAGGAGGUUAUUAGCGACGAACCCACCAGGCACCGAAAUCUACAACAACCUGGCUCUUUGCUGCUUGUACUGCAACCAAUGGGACCUCACCCUGCCCUGCUUCAGGCAAGCGCUGUAUUUCUCCACCAAUCCGGACACGCGUUCCAAUAUAUGGUUCAACUUGGCGCAUGUAGCUUUGUCUACGGGAGACAUGGUGCUGGCGCGGCGGUGCCUUCAGGUGAGCCUGGCCACCAACUCGGAAAACGGGCCCGCGCGGCACGCGCUGAAGACCUUGGAUGCACGGCUGAGUGCACGCAAAGAUAAGUAAACAUGCAUACACUUUCGAGAUGGGGAGCGG
Messenger RNA from Cydia strobilella, 1313 nucleotides. It is a transcript of the gene BBS8, whose product is annotated as tetratricopeptide repeat protein 8. Gene Ontology annotation, molecular function: protein binding. Gene Ontology annotation, cellular component: ciliary basal body; non-motile cilium; BBSome. Gene Ontology annotation, biological process: non-motile cilium assembly. Lineage: Eukaryota; Metazoa; Arthropoda; Insecta; Lepidoptera; Tortricidae. The transcript has 6 exons. The coding region runs from base 33 to 1283 and encodes 416 amino acids. The record is from RefSeq and is a predicted model, not a curated record.